AUGGCUGCCAUGUUCAGUCAGAACCCCCUCAUGAACGGGCCCAACUAUUCCUUCAACGAUGCGCCCAGGGCAGCAGCUCCCGAGGGAGCGCGGCAGCAUCGUUUUGACCCAUACACGGACAACGGCGGUUCGACGCUUGCCAUCGCUGGCGCCGAUUUCACGAUCAUGGCCGGCGACACCCGUUUGACAUCAGGCUACAGCAUCAACUCGCGAUACCACCCCAAGCUUUUCAAGAUCGGAGGCACCACAGCAGAUCAGAAGGACGCCACCAUCGUCUUGUCCGUUGUUGGCUUUGCAGCGGACGGGGAGCCUUGA
This is a messenger RNA of Sordaria macrospora k-hell, 315 nucleotides long. RefSeq lists its product as uncharacterized. Gene Ontology annotation, cellular component: proteasome core complex. NCBI's taxonomy places the organism in Eukaryota, Fungi, Ascomycota, Sordariomycetes, Sordariales, Sordariaceae. The record is from RefSeq and is a predicted model, not a curated record.